AAUUUGGCCAAAAAAAAGAAUCCACAAUUGAUGAUUCCGCACCGCACAUCCAUCGACCUGGAAUUCAUAGGCUCGCCGGAAAAAUAGCUCACUUCCCGGCCCCCAUUAUUGCUUGUUCACUUUCCCCAUCCCAUUCUUGGAAAUCUCUUCUUCUUCUUUUUUUCCCGUCUUCCCCUACAACCGCUGCAGGGGAAGAAGAAACAGGCUAGCUAAAAAAAAGCAAGCAGGCUUCCUUCUCCACUUCUCCGUUGUUGCACUUGCACCUCCUCUGAUGCAAUAAAAGCAUCGAGCAAGUUUACUAGGAUGGCUGUCAGCUUCAAAUACUGGGAUGACUGCGUCGACCCCCAGGACAUGGAAGCACUUUGGGCCGAUCCUGAAGUGAGAAGUGAAUGGAUUAAUGCUGGAGAGACAAAAGGACAGAAAGUCCACCUCUCCCGGGAUCCUGAUGGUCAGCCUUAUCUUACACAAACUGAGAUGAAGGCUGUAGCUGGGAUAAUCGUUCGCAGGCAUUUUGUUUCACAGAUAGAUUCGGACAUGAUUUGCGCUAUUGCAGAACUUGAAAGUGACAGACAACCUAUUGCUACACGUUAUAAUAAAAAAACUAAAGAAACUACUAUCGGGAUCAUGCAAAUUUUAGCAAAGACAGCGGAUUGGCUGGUCAGUGAGACAGGUUACCGGGAAUAUGAAGUGGAAGGGAAUUCAAAACUUUUGUACAGGCCCUUUGUAAAUGUGUAUCUUGGUGCUGCCUACCUUAGGUGGUUGUCAGAUUAUGACCAAAAAGAAAGAAGUGAAGAGUUCAUAGUGAGGGCAUAUAAAGGUGGUACGAAGAAGGCAACUCAUAAAUCAACUUUGCUGUAUUGGAGACGAUAUCUUUCAGUCAAGGAAAGCCUUCCUUCCAGAAAAGUUUUUGAAGUUGGUCCCAUGCUGGACAAUCCAUCUGUUUCUUCUACUCCAGUUCAACAGACUAAGACUACAGGUGCUGCCGAUGCAACUUGGGACUCUAAAGUUUCUUCAGAAGACAUGGAGGAGAUGUGGAAUCAUCCAGAUGUCAACAAAGAGUGGAGCAAAUCUGGAGAGAAACGGGGAAAAGUGAGAUUUUCCCACGACGCUGAGAAGAGACCCUAUAUUUCCCGGGUGGAAUUGAGGGUGGCUGCCGAAACUAUACUUUCAAAGUACUUUAGUACAAGAAGAGUAAAAGCAACAGCUUUAUGUGCUCUUGCUGAGAUUGUAAGCAUGCGUUUUGUGAAUGGGGUUGGACCGCGCCCGGGAGUGAUGGGAAUUGACUACCCCACAGCUUGCUGGCUUUACAAGGACUUGGGCUACAAGGCUUACAAAGUAGAGUCGGUUGAUGAUCUAACAAAGCCGUUUGUUUCCAUGUACUUCGGCGCUGCUUAUUUGGAUUGGCUAUCACAAUACGAAGGGAGGGAAAGGGAUCCCCAGUUUGUCGUUCAGGCUUAUCUUGCAGGGCCAAAGAAUGUAAACCUUCAGCAGACAGGUCCUCUUUGGCUUAAAUUUGAGGAAGCAUUAAGUCGAUACGAAGACUUAAAGGCGGAACAAGGGGCCUGCACCAUUUUGUGAAUUAUUUCCGGCGGUUUGUGAAAGGUCCAUUCUGUUUGGGUGCAAUGAUUUAAUUUGGGAGCUUUAGUGACAAUGCAGAUAAAUAGAAAACAUGUUUGUCAUACUAGAGAGGUAAAACAUGUAAGGAGUAAUGCUGCUUUCUUGCAAAUCUAUGGCUAUGAGUAUGUAAUGUGCAAGCAAAGGUUGUAAGCACCUUCUAAUGUUAAUUUUGAUGUUGGGGGAAUUCUGUAAUGUUAAUUUUGAUGUUGGGGGAAUUCUGUAAUAUCGCCGGCCUUGUCAUAUAAAUUUUUUGUCAAUAUACAUUUCUGCAUAUUUUUCUUUCCCCCUCUACGGGUCUUUCAAUAAAAAUCUGGUUUAAAGC
Molecule: messenger RNA, 1939 nt
Organism: Rhododendron vialii
Lineage: Eukaryota; Viridiplantae; Streptophyta; Magnoliopsida; Ericales; Ericaceae
Exons: 13
Coding region: 304-1578 (424 amino acids)
Source: RefSeq, a predicted model, not a curated record